Molecule: messenger RNA, 2876 nt
Organism: Diachasmimorpha longicaudata
Lineage: Eukaryota; Metazoa; Arthropoda; Insecta; Hymenoptera; Braconidae
Gene: UGP
Product: UTP--glucose-1-phosphate uridylyltransferase
Exons: 3
Coding region: 194-1714 (506 amino acids)
Biological process (GO): glycogen metabolic process; UDP-alpha-D-glucose metabolic process
Cellular component (GO): cytoplasm
Molecular function (GO): UTP:glucose-1-phosphate uridylyltransferase activity
Source: RefSeq, a predicted model, not a curated record
CACUCAGCGCCUGGUUCAUUGUCACUUCGAUGAGUCCCUGGUAUCAGAGCCAUCCGGAGUCCCGAGACGAACGCACGUUUUAUUUUCCUCGUUCUGUUCUAUUUUUUUUCGGGUUCACCAGUCCCGUUUCAAUUUUUAUUCAUCACCAUAUAUUCGUCGGUUACUUGUGUCAUUAAUUUAAACUUCUCCAGAUAUGGAAUAUUUACUUCGUUCAAGAGGGCACACGCGCUCGCCCUCAGACACCCAGGCUUUCCGGGAGAGAACGAAACGGGACGCCGAAAAUGAGCUCGCCGCGGAGUUGCAGAAGCUGGAGAAUACAGCACCCCCACAUCUUCGUCAGAACUUUCACGAGGAGUUUGAGGGUUUUACCAAUUUAUUCCAGAGAUUCCUCCAGGAUUCAGGGCCCUCAGUCAACUGGGAACAAAUCCAAAAGCUUCCGGAAGAUGCAAUCAGAGAUUACGACUCCUUGAAAGAACCCACCAACGAGGAAAUACGUGAAAUGCUGAGUAAGCUAGUGGUAGUAAAAUUGAAUGGAGGUCUUGGUACAAGUAUGGGUUGUCACGGACCCAAGUCCUCAAUAAUAGUUCGAAAUGACUUGACCUUCCUGGACCUGACGGUGCAGCAGAUUGAGCACUUGAACAAGGCUUACGGUGUGAACGUCCCCUUGGUCCUCAUGAACUCCUUCAAUACCGACGUCGACACCCAGAAAAUAAUACGAAAAUACAAGGGCUUCGACGUAACUAUAAAGACCUUCAACCAAAGCUGUCACCCCCGAAUAAACAAGGAGUCACUGCUCCCAGUGGCGAGGAACUGCGAUGUGACCGAGGAGCUUGAGGCAUGGUAUCCCCCAGGCCACGGCGACUUUUACGAGAGCUUCCAGCGUUGUGGACUUCUCGACGAGUUCCUGAAGGACGGCAGGGUCUACUGUUUCAUCUCUAACAUCGAUAAUUUGGGGGCAACAGUGGACAACAAGAUCUUGAAGCUUCUCCUGGAGUCCACCGACAAGCCCCAUGAGUUUGUCAUGGAGGUCACCGACAAGACGAGAGCUGACGUCAAGGGUGGAACGCUAAUACAAUAUGGCAACAAACUCCGACUCCUCGAAAUCGCCCAGGUCCCCAAAGAGCACGUGGAGGAGUUUAAGUCUAUCAAGAAGUUUAAGUUCUUCAAUACGAAUAAUCUGUGGGCAAAACUCAGUGCCAUUGAGAGAGUCCUGAACGAAAAAUCCCUCGAUCUGGAGAUAAUCGUCAAUCCCAAGGUCUCAGACACUGGAAUUCAUGUGAUUCAACUCGAAACAGCUGUCGGCGCUGCCAUGAAGUCCUUCGAAAGGUCAAUCGGUAUUCAUGUCUCUCGGAGCAGAUUCUUGCCUGUCAAGAAGACAUCGGAUCUCAUGCUGGUUAAGAGCAAUCUGUACGUUCUUCGCCAUGGUUCACUACUCAUGAGCCCUCAGAGAAUGUUCCCGGGAACUCCACUCAUCAAACUUGGGGACAAUCACUUCGCCAAGGUCGAGGAAUUCUUAAGGAGGUUCAGCACAAUUCCGGACUUGUGUGAACUGGAUCAUCUGACUGUCUCUGGAGAUGUCACAUUUGGACGGGAUGUGUCACUCAGGGGUACCGUCAUUAUCAUUGCCAAUCAUGGGGAUAGGAUCGAUUUACCCUCGGGGACGAUUCUAGAAAAUAAAAUUGUGUCUGGAAAUCUUAGAAUUCUGGAUCAUUGAGAGGGAAACUCUUUUUUAGGAUUUUUAGAGGAAUUUUUUAGGAUAUCUAAGUGCGAUUAUGUUUCAUUGAAUAGGAUUAUGCAAUCUGUUAUUGAUCGGCAAACUUUCUGAUAAAUCGCUUUCAUUCAUUGCAAAGGGAUUCCGAAAAAAUGGAAUAACAUGCCAUUAUCUCCUUUCAUGAGAGAAAUAGGAAGGUCGGAUGGAACUGUCAAUUUCAUUCGCUGAAUGUUCUUAUUCGUGGAAAGGGAAACUCUUGAUUUUUUUUACCUUAGUUUCAUUGUAAAGAAUGAGCGAUUGGGGAACGCUAUUCAAGGUGAUGAAAUACUGAUGAUGACCAUCUCCAUUAACGUCUUUUCGUUAUCAGAAUGACGUCUAACGGUUUACUGUCACAUUCUUGACUUUUGUUCUUAUCGAUCAUUAGAUAACCCCAUUGUAUUUUACCUGAGGCAAAAUUCAGUUAAAAAAUCGAGGGACUUAGACUAAUCCCAGUCCUUUAAAUCCAACGUUUGUUCGAUCAACGCACUAAGAUUUGGUUGCCGGGGUUCUCCCCUAGGAUAUUGCCCCGUAGAUUAAGACUUGAUAUUAAUAGUUUUUUAAUCACGACGAUUUUAGCAAAUUUCAAUUCUCAUUCUUCGGAAAAGCGCAACAAACGUAGAAUUCUGGUGGAUUUCUAUGACAAAAUUUCGAGACUUAUUGGCCCUGAUUGUUAUCAUUAACCAGUAGUUUCUAUGUGAGAUUUUCUAUCUAAAAACUACACAAUAAAGUUGCGGAACUCUUGGAUAGAAUUUCAUUGAGAUUUUUAGACCAAAUUCUGCGGGUUUUUAGCCACUCUAAUAAAGAUGUUGAUGUCUGUUGCAUGAAAUAAUAUUUUUGAUCUAGUCUACACUAAAGUCAUACUCAAAAUUCAAAAAUUCAAUUCAAUCACACCACUGGAAAAUGGUAUUGACGUGCGGCUAACAUUUAUUGAAAAAAUUCGGACGGCUCUCUCUCGUCAUCUUUCUCACUCUCUCCCUUAUAAAUUGAUCCUCCCUCGUAUAAAAAUUGAACUUCAAUAAAUAUAUUUUAUAACUUAUGUAUAAAUAAAACCGAAAUUGCUGAUAGUUUACGAGAAAAAUAAAUUUAUGAUUCGUCGUUUGAAAUAAAAAAAAAAGAGAAAAAAAAA